AUGAAUAAGAAAGAAAAGAAAAAGCUGAGAUACAUGACCAAGGAGAAACAGUACUCCAUUGAGGAAAUUGAUAAAAUUGAUGUAAGACGAUACAACGAAUUAUCUCGUUUCUCGAAAAACAAAAACAAAAGAAAUGCACUUAAAGGCAAAGCAUACGUGAAGAAAUUAAUUUUACGUAAGCAAAAAAAAGAUGAAAUAAAAAAAAAAAAAUCCUUAAAUAUACCUGUGGAAAAAAAAAUACCAAGAAGUAUAGAAAGGCUAGCUAUCUUUGAUGAAAAUAAAAUUAAUGAAGCAAAUGUAAAUUUUUUAUUGGAUGAAAAAUGUAUAGAUGAAUUUAGCGACUAUUUUAAACAAAAAAAAGAACCAAAUAUUGUUAUAACGUCUAUUAAAAGACCAUCAAAAAAUACUAUAUUAUUUAUGAAAGAAUUAUCCUUAACAUUUCCUCAUAUUUUUUAUGAACCAAGAGUGGAUCAUUCAAUUGAAUUUCUCAUCAAAAAUUCUAUACAAAACAAUUUCUCCACCUUUAUAUUAAUCGAAGAGGGAAUAGAUAAACACCCAAAAUACAUGUUCAUUUCAACUCUUCCAAAUGGCCCAACAACGAAAUAUUCACUAACCAAUGUGCUUUAUGCACACAAAAAAAAAACGGACAUUGAAAUAACGACUCUUCCACCCGAAGUUUACAUUACGAAUUUUAACACAUUUAUUGGCGAGAGAAUAAAAAGACAACUUCACACCUUGGUCCCCUUUAACCCUUCUUAUAAAUCCCAGAAGGUUGUUGUUUUUUACAACCAACGGGAUUUUAUUUUUUUUCGUCACUUUAAAUAUAAUUUCCUCACUAAGAAGAAGUGUAAAUUAAACGAAAUUGGACCGGCAUUUACUUUGCAGCUCCUUAGUCUUAAGGAUGGGUUGAUUAACGACAAGGAAAAAAUGUAUGAAUUUGUUCUUAGACCAGAUAUGAAAGUUAACAGAAAGAAAAUGUACCUAUAA
Molecule: messenger RNA, 987 nt
Organism: Plasmodium gonderi
Lineage: Eukaryota; Apicomplexa; Aconoidasida; Haemosporida; Plasmodiidae
Exons: 3
Coding region: 1-987 (328 amino acids)
Biological process (GO): maturation of LSU-rRNA; maturation of 5.8S rRNA
Cellular component (GO): preribosome, large subunit precursor; nucleolus
Molecular function (GO): rRNA primary transcript binding
Source: RefSeq, a predicted model, not a curated record